AAUAAUAUUAUUUCAUUUCUGUCGCUAAGUGGAACCAUAGCGACUACAUGUGUAUUUUCCACUACGGCUUCUUUUGCGGACGGACCGGCCCCUAGUCAACAUGUGUAGCUAAUCAGCCGGUGAUAACAACUUUGACAGAACCUUUUUGUGUAGUCUGACAAGUUACGUUCAAUGUACGCGACUACUAACGAGUACUACUAGUGUUGGUGUAGUAUCAGUACAUUAAUUAAAUGUAUUUCCAUGAAGUUUGUAGUUGGGGUUAAUAUGGGUGCAGAGAACAAACAACACAUGAAAACUGUGUGUGAGUAAAUAACUGGCAUAAUUAUAUGGAUUAUGGUUUAAAAACCCUCCGUUAUUUUUGGUCGGUAAUUUUGGGAUGUUAAUCGCAAAAACGCCGAUCUUCGCUGGAUGCCUUCGGUUCGGUGUUGUCAAUGUGAGACGAGUUCGUUUUUCUGUUUCCAGCAACAUGGCAAAAAGCAAGUUUGAAUAUGUCCGCAACUUUGAGACCGAUGACACCUGUCUACGAAACUGCUACAUAGUUGUCAGGCUGGAUGGAAGGAAUUUCCACAGGUUUUCAGAGCAACACAACUUCACAAAGCCCAAUGACAACCGAGCCUUGGGCCUGAUGAGCAGGAGUGCUCGCUCUGUCAUGGAGGACAUGGAGGAUGUCGUCAUAGCUUAUGGUCAAAGUGACGAAUUCAGCUUUGUCUUUAAGAGAAACUCCACUCUGUUUAGGAGGAGAGCCAGUAAACUCAUGACCCACGUGACCUCCCAGUUUUCCUCCUCGUACGUGUUUUACUGGAGAGAGUUCUUCGGGGAGCAGCCUCUCCUGUACCCUCCGAGCUUUGAUGGACGUGUGGUGCUGUACCCCACCAACCAUAACCUGAGAGACUACCUGAGCUGGAGGCAGGCCGACUGUCACUUUAAUAAUUUGUAUAACACAGUGUUCUGGACAUUAGUGCAGACGGGGGGGCUCAGCACGGCCCAGGCCGAGGAUCGGUUAAAGGGAACAGUAGCUGCAGAUAAGAAUGAGAUCCUGUUCUCAGAGUUCAACAUCAACUACAACAAUGAAUCUGCACUACACAAAAAAGGCACCACUCUGAUCUGGACCAAGCAAAAUGAAACUGUUACCAAAUGUAUAAAAGUUUCAAAUGAAGAGGAGGAGAAGGAGGUUAGUGUGAUCCGCAGCAGGAGGAGGGUCCAGGCUCAUUACUGCGACAUCAUUGGAGAGCAGUUCUGGGACGAACACCCAGACAUCCUGGAGGAUGACGCUCACUGAGGGAUUCAAACUCAACUGAGCCGCGAUGCAGUUACUGUCACUGACAGACUGAGACGUCUGAGGAUUUCUCCAGUGAACUGUAGUUAUCACCUUUAGUUAAUAGUUACCAACAUGUUUAACCAGUGAGACGUGGCUUCAGAAGCCUGAGUGAGAGGGAAGUAGCAAAUUCAUUGUCACAGAGUGAAUGUAUGUGUGUGUAAAUGUAGAUAUGUAUGAACCCAAAAUUAAUUAUGAUUUUUUUUAAACAUUUUUCUGCUCAGUGUUUUUUUCUAACACUGCAGUUCUUCUGCAGCAGUCUGAACUGAUCAGCUGGACACACCCAUCACAGAGGGGCCAAAAUAAAAUAACUGGACCAAGUGCCAAACCGCUUAGAUCAAACAACUUCAGCCAGGCCCUGAAUCAGAAGAAGGAGGAAAAAAAUGUGUGCAAAAGAAUUCCAAAACAUCGAUUAAAAAGAAUCAGAAAAUCCCCCGUGGUGUAAGACGGCGCUCCCUUCUGUAGUGCACAGGAAGUACAUGUGAGGUAGAAGUAUUCCGUGAGUGCAGCAGAGCGGCCCGGUCCUGACGCCAGGACACCAUUUAGAGAUGUGAAUGGAUUCAUGGAGCUGCGCUGUCAUCAGAGCUAAGAAUACCUCACACACCCUGUGUCCACGCAGCAGCUCCGACUGGGACGGUUACUGUAGUAGGAUCACUUACUGGCAGCCAGGACAGCAGUAUUUUUGGUUCAGUCACUGUGUUCAAAGCCCAGAGCUACUGUUAUCAGGUGGAAUCUCAUUCAUCACAGAGGGACGGCCAUUUUAUUGAUUUUUUCUUUUUCUUUUCUAUAAACGGUUCUUCCUAA
This is a messenger RNA of Cynoglossus semilaevis (tongue sole), 2119 nucleotides long. RefSeq names its product tRNA-histidine guanylyltransferase 1-like (gene thg1l). The transcript is spliced from 6 exons. Lineage: Eukaryota; Metazoa; Chordata; Actinopteri; Pleuronectiformes; Cynoglossidae. Bases 377 to 1279 code for a protein of 300 amino acids. Gene Ontology annotation, molecular function: magnesium ion binding; tRNA guanylyltransferase activity. Gene Ontology annotation, biological process: tRNA modification. The record is from RefSeq and is a predicted model, not a curated record.